AUGUCGAUGACCAGUCUCAAGUCUAUCUGCAUUGCGCUUGCAGUGCUUGGGAUGGCUAACGCAUUAGAUUACAAAUAUUACAAAGCAGAGAGUGGCGAGACGGCGAACGAUCCGAUAUGUUCUCUCAACUUUGGAUUGGCAUAUGUGACUGAUACCAACGCCAAUAUCAGGCAUGUGGACGAUGUGCAGAACAUAACUUGUUCCGUUCCGGCAGAUAGUUGUGCCAGAGUAUCAAACCAGAAUCUCUCAUCUAUUUUCUUCUGCAACUACGGGUCUACUGCGAUUAAUACCAAGUGUGGAACUUUGGUAGAGCCCGCCAAAAGCAUUCAGAGCGCAUGCAGGCUCCGCGACUUCUACGAUUACGGAUAUAUUGAACAGACCCUAACACAAGGCACUGUCGAGUAUAAGUAUACGAUAGCUCUGGGUGGCGAAUUCCCCAACUCGGCCUAGGUCUACCUUUUCUGCUGUUAUGGUGCCUCAGCUUUGUCUACACGAACGAGUUUUUCCAGCGUGGAUUGGCGGUUGACG
Messenger RNA from Aspergillus uvarum CBS 121591, 528 nucleotides. RefSeq lists its product as uncharacterized. The record is from RefSeq and is a predicted model, not a curated record. The transcript has 4 exons. NCBI's taxonomy places the organism in Eukaryota, Fungi, Ascomycota, Eurotiomycetes, Eurotiales, Aspergillaceae. Bases 1 to 450 code for a protein of 149 amino acids.